Molecule: messenger RNA, 795 nt
Organism: Cercospora beticola
Lineage: Eukaryota; Fungi; Ascomycota; Dothideomycetes; Mycosphaerellales; Mycosphaerellaceae
Gene: RPC10
Product: DNA-directed RNA polymerase core subunit RPC10
Biological process (GO): DNA-templated transcription
Cellular component (GO): RNA polymerase I complex; RNA polymerase III complex; RNA polymerase II, core complex
Molecular function (GO): DNA binding; zinc ion binding
Source: RefSeq, a predicted model, not a curated record
CCGCUCUUCACAAAGCACUCGGACGACCAGCACAUCGACUUCACUCGAACAAUCCACCAUGUCGCGCGAACAGUACACUCCUCCCGCCCUCAGUGGCAGCCAGAACACGAGCAACCCCGGCGCCAACACCUCGCAAGGCGGCUUCAACAUCACCGGCGGCAGCACCUUCGAGGACACCUCCAAGCCCGUCAACUACUUGUGCGGAGACUGCGACACCAAAGUGGUGUUGAAGAAAGGCGACCCGAUUCGAUGCAAAGAGUGCGGAUAUCGAGUCUUGUACAAGGAGCGCACGAACAGAAUGAUUCAGUUUGAGGCGAGAUGAGCGGUGGUGGACCAGUGAACCCAUUUAUAAUUUCAGAGCGCAUAAGACAUUGCAGAGACCGCGAUAUGCAAUGCCCUUAGCAAUUGCGUCUGCGCAACGCAGCUUACACUAGCAAAAGACUACGCGAGGCCACCGAAAUGAGCAGACCGUAUUGGUACGACGACGCAGGAUCGGCUAGUGCCAUUUGAAUAUGGCCAAAUGGCCAAAGUGGAAAUAGAGGACGACGUGCAAAGAAUGGUUGGCGUGCUCCGAUUUGCACAAAAAAUCGUACGGCUGCGUGCUAGUGUUUGCUUCACGGAAGUGCGAUAUCAUCGAGCUAUCAAACGCAAGAAAAAUCUCCUUUGCGAGUGCCGGAGAUGAACUAGAAUUUUGUAGCCUCCAACCACUGCCAACAGCGGCAUUCGCACUUCUGUUAUCUGCAAGUAAUAGCUUGAUACGCACCAUCGUUAACGGAUUGCGGGCAAGCAUGCGAC